AUGGCAAUUGCGACGGAAAUCGCGCAGUUCCAUCUCAUUCCUGGGCAUGACCCCAGGGAACCUGACUCGUCGGCUGCCCAGUUCUUACAGAGGGUCUUCGACAUAGUAAAGCAACGGGAAGGGUUUAUUCGUGGCUAUUGGGGCGUCCAGGAUGAAAAUCCAAGAAUCCUUGUCGUGUUUGUUGAUUGGGAAGAUAUCAGACAUCACCAAAACCUGAUCAACAGCGACGACUUUGGCGCCAUGACCGAAAACCUGGUCAAUCUAGUGACCUUUGAGAACGGACCGCCUCUUGUUACACACACGAACUUUACCUCCGACGCGGUGAGUGCUUGUCAAGCAUCCGUCACUGCGGUGAAAACAUUCAAGUUACCAGAGGGUGCGAGCAAAGAGCAGCAAUCAGCAUUGGAAGAUUCGUUACUUAGCUUCGCGGGAUUCUGUACGACGGAGACUCCAUGUUGUGGAUAUGCUUGCGGUUGGGUCCUCGAGACACUUCCAGACGAACACGCCCCGGAGGGCAAGACGCUUGCCUUCACUGGCAUCUUCGGCUGGCCAGCGAAGGAAGACUUUGUGAGUUUGAGGGGAAACCCUGCAGCUGCGGAAGCGAUAGAGCCGGUUCUAGGAAUCGCUCUCCCUCGGAAACAGGGAGACUCCUUCCACGUCAGCUUGCGAAGUUUUGGGUGA
Molecule: messenger RNA, 681 nt
Organism: Cladophialophora psammophila CBS 110553
Lineage: Eukaryota; Fungi; Ascomycota; Eurotiomycetes; Chaetothyriales; Herpotrichiellaceae
Exons: 5
Coding region: 1-681 (226 amino acids)
Source: RefSeq, a predicted model, not a curated record